This is a messenger RNA of Ornithodoros turicata, 975 nucleotides long. Its product is annotated as neprilysin-1-like. The record is from RefSeq and is a predicted model, not a curated record. Gene Ontology annotation, cellular component: plasma membrane. The coding region runs from base 1 to 975 and encodes 324 amino acids. Gene Ontology annotation, molecular function: metalloendopeptidase activity. NCBI's taxonomy places the organism in Eukaryota, Metazoa, Arthropoda, Arachnida, Ixodida, Argasidae. The transcript has a single exon. Gene Ontology annotation, biological process: protein processing.
AUGGCGUCAACUAACUUCGACGUAGCCACGUGGGGAAGCAAGAGGCAAGCUCAGCAACGCGCACCUGCUUUCUGUCUGCGACACAUCGAGGACGCGUUCGGAAUUUUGCCUUGGGCGCCGUUCAUAUACAAGAACUUUCCAAAAAGCGAGAGGGAUAAGGUGAACGCUGUCCUGGACAAUAUUGUUAGUACGAUUCAAGAGAAGCUCGAUCGAUCUACCAUCAUCAGCAAUGCCACGAAGCAGACAGCUAGCGCAAAACUCCGAAAAAUGAAGCGUGUUCUUUGGCCGACUGAAACCUUCUUCAGCGAACAAGACCUCGACGUCGUGUACUCGAGUUUCGACCAAGCGAACGGAACUUUCUUCGAGGACUGGGUUCGGGCUAUGACGGACGUAGGCAAACUUCGGGGUCACGAGGAUUAUCUGAACUUGUACCGGAAGACCAUGAGCGACAAGGUGCUAGGCCCCGUAGUUUACCUCUAUUAUUUUAAUAUCCUUAAACUGUCUAUGGCUGAACUUAUAUCCCCUCUUUACUAUCGCCAUGGGAACAUGGCGAUGAGUUACGGUUAUUUGGGGACAUUAUAUGCAGUGUUCUUGAGCAAAUCUAUGGAUUCGCUCGGCCGUCAGAUCGAUGACGAAGGCCAGAAGAGAGACUGGUGGGAGCCGCCUGUGUCCCACAAGUGCAAAUCUUACGGUGAUAGGAGAAUGACCAAUCUGUUUGGAUUCGAGACCUCGUACGAUGCAUUCAAGACAGCCCUCUUUGCGCAAAAGAAUAAGGCAUUGAACUCUAGACUGGAUACCUUAAACAUGUAUACCGGGGAGCAGAUAUUUUUCCUAUCCGCGUGCAGGCCUCUUUGUUCGCGAGGAGAGUUCGGUAUACAGGUCUGCAACGCGGCUUUGGAUUCGACUGCGUUUUUGAGAUCGUUUAACUGCUCCGAAGAACCAAGCUGGUACGCGAGGAACUGUCGUAUGUUAUAA